AAAUAAUCCAUCUUUCUUGUAUAUAAUUUAUAUAAGCAGAUUUGUUUCGUACAUUGAUUUUGUCAGAACUACAGAAACUGUUAACCCCAACACCGUCUGGGAUCUGCAAGUUUCAGUAAUAAAAAGUUCAAAUGGAAGGAUUAGCUAUCAGAGCAUCGCGACCGUCCAUCAUCUGCUCUCUUCCAGGUCUCGACGGCGGUUCUCAGCGACUGCCUCUAAGUGACGGUUUCCUAAGGCUCCCAACGUCAUCAUAUGCUGCAGAUAAGCCAAAACUAGUCGCGAAGUCUGCUUCUUUACAUCCGAUCUCCGCCGUUAAUGUCUCUGCUCAAGCUUCCCUCACCGCCGAUUUUCCCGCCCUUUCAGAGACGAAUGUGAAAGAAGAGAGAAUCAACGGAGACAAGAAUAAGCCAGAGAACAUCGUGUGGCACGAGAGUUCCAUUUGCAGAUGCGACCGACAACAACUUCUUCAACAGAAGGGUUGUGUCAUUUGGAUCACUGGUCUCAGCGGCUCAGGGAAAAGCACUGUUGCUUGUGCCUUAAGUAAAGCUCUGUUCGAAAGAGGCAAACUUACUUACACACUUGACGGAGACAAUGUACGUCAUGGUCUUAACCGGGACCUCACUUUCAAAGCUGAGGAUCGUACCGAAAACAUACGCAGGAUCGGUGAGGUGGCAAAGCUGUUUGCUGACGUUGGCGUCAUUUGUAUAGCAAGUUUGAUUUCUCCUUACCGGAGAGACAGAGAUGAGUGCCGGUCGUUGUUACCCGAGGGAGAUUUCGUGGAGGUUUUCAUGGAUGUUCCUCUGUCUGUGUGCGAGUCAAGAGAUCCAAAGGGGUUGUACAAGCUCGCACGUGCCGGCAAAAUCAAAGGCUUUACUGGAAUCGAUGAUCCUUACGAGGCGCCACUGAACUGCGAGGUCGUUCUGAAACACACCAGAGAUGACGAUUCUUGUUCACCACGUCAGAUGGCUGAACAUAUCAUCUCCUACUUGCAAAACAAAGGGUACCUUGAGGGCUAAGUCAACUCUGAAAAAUCAAAGACAAAAAAACCCGCAAUUUGUCGAAUUUAAUUAGGUUUUAUAAAUGGUUAAAUGGCUGGUUCCCUUAGAAGCUUGAGACUUGAUACAACGUCGUACGUCUUGCUUCGUCAUACUAUCAUUUGUUCUUGAAUUGCAUCUAUGUUUAACUCGGACCGAGAGGAAGGGAAAACAAAUAUUAUUUAUAUUUCUAAUAGCAAUUAGUUAGUUAAUUAAGAGCUGUAUUUUGAUUAAUGUUAUCGAUUAAGUUGUAUAAUGUGUUUUAAUAAACGCUCUUCGUUGUUAAUUUA
Brassica oleracea var. oleracea is the source of this 1324-nucleotide messenger RNA. Its product is annotated as adenylyl-sulfate kinase 2, chloroplastic-like. Gene Ontology annotation, molecular function: adenylylsulfate kinase activity; ATP binding. NCBI's taxonomy places the organism in Eukaryota, Viridiplantae, Streptophyta, Magnoliopsida, Brassicales, Brassicaceae. The coding region runs from base 132 to 1016 and encodes 294 amino acids. The record is from RefSeq and is a predicted model, not a curated record. The transcript is spliced from 6 exons. Gene Ontology annotation, biological process: sulfate assimilation.